Andrographis paniculata is the source of this 333-nucleotide messenger RNA. RefSeq names its product rapid alkalinization factor-like. The record is from RefSeq and is a predicted model, not a curated record. The coding region runs from base 1 to 333 and encodes 110 amino acids. NCBI's taxonomy places the organism in Eukaryota, Viridiplantae, Streptophyta, Magnoliopsida, Lamiales, Acanthaceae. The transcript has a single exon.
AUGGCGAAACGGAUCCUCGUCGCUACCGUGUUUCUGGCCGUUCUCUUCACCGCCACAGCCUCCGCCGGCGGAGAAUUUGCCUGGAUGCCGAUCAGUAAGCCGGCGACUUGUCAAGGCUCUAUCGCGGAGUGCAUGGCCGACGGUGAGUUCGAUAUGUCUUCGGAAAGUAACCGCCGCAUAUUAGCGACGAGUCAGUACAUUAGCUACGGUGCGCUGCAGGCGAACACCGUCCCCUGCUCCAGGCGAGGAGCGUCGUACUACAAUUGUCGACCAGGUGCGGAAGCUAAUCCCUACACUCGAUCGUGUUCUGCCGCAACACAGUGCCGAAGCUAA